Molecule: messenger RNA, 6717 nt
Organism: Coregonus clupeaformis (lake whitefish)
Lineage: Eukaryota; Metazoa; Chordata; Actinopteri; Salmoniformes; Salmonidae
Product: cat eye syndrome critical region protein 2
Exons: 19
Coding region: 159-4931 (1590 amino acids)
Biological process (GO): chromatin remodeling
Cellular component (GO): CERF complex
Molecular function (GO): protein binding
Source: RefSeq, a predicted model, not a curated record
UAGCACUCUCCAGCCCGGGUUGCAAUGGCAACUGACUGGAUGGAACAACAACUUUUGUAAUUUAUUUAAAGGAAGUUUCAAUUAAGGAGAUUUUACACUAACCUUGCGGAAAUUAUUUCUAAUGUGAGAGACAAAGUUAUAAAAAUUUCGGUCUGAAAAUGUCCCAGGGAUGUAGAAUUUCUGUGGAAGAGAUCCAGUCUUGGUGGGAAGUCCCCGCCAUAGCCCACUUCUGUUCGCUGUUCAGGACUGCAUUCAACCUACCAGACUUUGAAAUUGAGGAGAUAGAAGAGGCGCUACAGAAGCAGGACAUAGACUUUCUGUCUGACCUCCUCAUCUCACUGCUGCAAGGAUGCUACCAGCGCACAGACAUCACUCCCCAGGCGUUCAGCGGUUAUCUGGACGACAUCAUCAACUACCGCUGGGAGCUGGAGGAGGGGAAGCCCAACCCCCUGCGCCAGGGGCCCUUUGAGGAGCUGACCCCGCGCACACAGGUGGAGCUGCUGCACAGGCUGUGUGACUACCGCCUGGACGCCGCAGACGUCUUCGACCUGCUCAAGGGCCUGGAUGCGGACAGCUUGCGCGUGGAGCCGCUGGGGCAAGAUGGGAGCGGUGCCCUCUACUGGUACUUCUAUGGUACCCGCAUGUACAAAGAGGAGCCGGUCAAAAGGAAAGCAGAGCAGCUCGGUGAAGCCCCUGAGAUCAAACCAGCAGAGAAGAGGAAAAGGGGAAGACCACCAAAGAAGAUGAAAGUGGAGGAGACCCAGCUAAGUGAGGUGGAGAACGAAGUGAAGGAGAAUGGACUGGAAGCUCUGCACUCAGGCACAGACCGGGAGCGCGGUGCCUGGUCCCUGGUGUGUGACACGGAGGAGCAGUGGGCCAGUCUGGCCGAGAGCAUCAAAGACAAAAUGUCCCCCCAGGACCGCCACCUAUAUCGCAUCAUCAGCCAGAACUUCCUCCCUGAGAUCAGCAGCAUGAUCGAGCACAAGGAGAAUGAGCGGAAGCAGAGGCUGAUGGACCCCACGCUAGUACGCAGCUCUUACCGGCUCUCUGAGAAACGCAUGAGCCAAGAGGAGGAGGCCUUAGCCAAUGUGGAGCAGCAGAAACAGAGGGAUGAGGACAUGGACAGGCAGGCCCUGCUGAUGGAGCAGAGACGAGAGGAGGAGAUGCUGCUGCAGGAGGAGCGUCAGAGAGAGGAGCUGGAGAGACUCCAAGCUGUGGAGGAGCGAGCGCGGCGGCGGAAGCUGCGUGAGGAGAAGGCCUGGUUGAUAUCCCAGGGAAAGGACCUGCCCCCCGAACUGCUGCACCUGGAGCCCCACUCACCCAUCCGACGCGCCCGCAGGACGAAAGAGUUCUAUGAAAUUGAUGAUGAUUAUACGGCGUUGUACAAAGUGUUGGAGGCCCUGAGAGCCCACAAAGACGCCUGGCCCUUCUUGGAGCCUGUGGACGAGUCCUAUGCCCCAAACUAUAAUGCGGUCAUUCAGACUCCGAUGGACCUGUCCACCAUCGAGACUAAGCUGAAUGAAGGGGAGUACAUCGCCAAGGAGGAGUUUGUGUCCGACGUGAAGCUCAUGUUUGAAAACUGCAUCGAGUACAAUGGGGAAGACAGCGAGUACAGCAUCAUGGCGGAGUCCCUGGAGCGUUGUUUCAGCCGGGCGCUACUCAAGCACUUCCCGUCGGAGGACGGCGACACGGACGAGGAGUUCCACGUGAGCGGCGAGGACCGUGAGAGAGACCGCAAGGAGAAAAGGCGGAGCAAAGGCCACAGGCAGGCAGGGCCAGAGAGCUUGAUCCGAGCCACUGAGCAGGCCUCGCGCAAACGGACACAUCCAGGGGGCAAAGGCAGCACCCCCAUGGAGGAGGAGGGGAACAAGCCAGCACAGCCACCCCCUCCCCCCCACUGGGCCAGUGGACCCCCACACCUCCACGGCAUGCCCCAUGGACAAUCCCAUCCUGGGAACCUUUACCACCCAGCACAGCAGCAGCUCCAGCGCCCCCCUAUUCCCCACGGCCCACACAUGUACGGCCAGAGGAUGGCCAUGGACCCCCGCUACGCCUACCCUCACCCUGGACAGGGACACAUGCCCCGGCCUGGGGAUCCCAAUGCUCACCACAUGCCUCAGCAUUACAACAUGCAGCCACACAUGGGUGAUGGACACCACGUCGGCCCUAGAUACCAAAUGGGGCCUGAUGGCCGGCCUCUUCAGCCACUGCACCACCGGCAGCAGCACCCCUACAUGGGUCCCACCCACGGCCCCUCACUGGGCCCCCGUCCCGUGGCUCUCCAGUCUGGGGGCCUCUGCACCCCCACGCCCGACAGCAGCAUGUACUUGUCCCGCCAGCGCACCAACGGCCACCCCAUACACCCGGGAGGGAACUGCUACCCCGGGCCUGACGUUCCACCACGACACAACUACCCAUCCUUCCAUUCAGGCAUGGGCAUGCCUCCUAACAUGUGGUCAGGGAUGAACCACCAAGGCCAGGAGAGGCCCAGUGGACCUGGGAAACAAGUGCAGAAUAUGGCUAACCACCAGCAGCACCCCUAUAACCACGGGGGUCCACGUCCCAUUGGCCCCAAACCUUGGCCAGAGCAGCCUGGAGGCCCUGGAGGGUACCCCCCUCACCCAAACGGCCAGUACAGGAUGUCCACUGCCAUCACCAGCUCCUCGGGGCCCAUGGCCCUGCAGACUCCCAUGCCUCAUCAGGACUCCAGGCAGCGUCUGGCCUCCAUGCUGGAGAGCCCAGAGAUGAUUGCCCUGCAGCAGCUGUCUGCCUCCUCCACCGGACUCCCUGCUGGCUCCUCUCACGAGCACAUGGGCAACUUUCAGCAGCAGCCCCCACAGGGUGUUGGCAGCGCCCCAACUCCAGCUCACCCUUCGCAGCACCACCCAUCCCCUGAAAUUCAGCUGCUGCGUCCUGCCAGAGACAAUGGCCCGGACAGCCAGCCUGCCCAUCACGCAGAUAUGCAGCUCAAAGGGUCCACAUCAGAUCCCAAAACAUCCAACAACAACCAUGCAGGAGCGCGGGUAACUCCCGUCCCGUUUGAACAGGAGCGCCCCUCAUUCCCCAGUCCCACAGAGCCUCCCAGUCGCCCCACUCGGGGCAUGCAGAGCCCCUCUGCUCCAAACUGGGGCAGAUCACAGGAGAGGGUUAGUGGGACCGGGGAGCAGGCUGCGUCUGGGCUUGGACUCCCACAGAGCUCAGAGACAAACGGCAACCAGGAGGGGGAGAGCAAAGGACAAUCUGUCAGGCAGACUCCCCCUCAACAGAACAACCCUUCCAUUGUUCCUCCUCCGCACCCCCACAAUGGCCCCCAGAUCCCUCACCCCCACAAUGCACCUCACUCACAGAACUCUCCUCACUCCCAGAAUGCUCCACAGCAUAUUACCCAGAGCCCCCCCCAGCAAAUCCCGGAGAAUGACCCUCACCUUCAGAACGCCCAUCAAUACGAUACCCAGAAUGCACAGCAACAAAACAUCCCUCAACAUAUCACUCGGAAUGCCCAACAGCAAGGAUCCCAAAACCCCCACCAACAAAACUCUCCACAUGAGGCUCAGAAUCCCCCUCAACGUGGUCCACAGACAAUCCCCAUGCAUGAGAUGCCACAGAGUGCCCCCCAGGGGGCCCAGCCUGGCCCUGGUCCACCCCAGCCAGCACCUCUCACCUCCCUGCCCCCCAGCCACCCUGUGUCCCAGUUGCCUCCCCAGCCCAGCCCAGCAGACCAGGGCGACGAGAGGCCAAGCGAGCCCACUAGCAGGAGGGACUCUGGAGGCAGCUCUGGUAACCCCAGCAUGAUUAAGUCUGGACCACCCAAUGGCAUAUAUAAACAACAGUCGUUCAGUCCCAAGGCACAACAGACACAGCUGGGUAACCAGGGGCCAAGGGGACCGGCACCUGGUCACAACCCAGCCAUGCCGCCCCACUCCCAGGGCCAGGGGAAUGGAGCCAUGGGUCAAUAUGGCAUGGGCAGCCCAACACAUCCACACUAUGGUCAACCUAUGGGCAUGCCCCCUUCAAAUCAACAGCCUUACCCGAACCAAGCUAUGCCCCAGACCAUGAACCCCCACCAUAACAAUGCCCGCUACCCCACCUACCACCAGCAAGGAGCUGCCUAUCCAUACCACAUGGCCCAGCAGCAGCAUCCCCAGGGCCACCCUAACAUGUACCCCCAGUACCAGCAGCAACACUUUUAUUCCCAGCCCCAGGGCAACAGCCGGGGAGGCUACCCCUCCGAGGAGUGGCACAGGCAGCAGCAGUACCAGCCUCGCCACUGCAUGCCCUCCAACACCUACCUGCCUGCAGCUAGUGCCAACGUCAAUGGGCUCCUGAAGGAGGGCAGCAGUAUGGGCUCCCCCCUGGGCUCUGAGGGCUCUGGGGGCAGCCUGAUGUCCCCCAAUCCCCUGCUCGAGGGCCCCCAUGUAGGCUCUGUGGAGAGGGAGAGCAGGGAGGCCGGCAGCCCUGUGAAGCAUCAGCCUGCUCGGGUGGAGGAGAGCUCAGAGCGGCCAGAGAGCCCCAAAGAGAUCCUGGACCUGGACAGCCACAACGCUGCCACACGCCGCCAGAGUGCCCAGCCCCCACCUCACGUGGCCAACUUCCUGUACGACCCCCGAGCAGUGCAUACUGGGAUGCAGCAGGGCGGAGCCCCGCCUCCCCACAUGAUGUCUCGUGCUUCAUACCCCAGCCAGCCCGGUUACCCCAAUGGACACUACGCCCCCCAGAGACCCCACCCCCACCUCAUGGAGGCCCUGCAGCGGCCCCAGCACCUGCCCUUUCCCCUGGGGCAGACCCGCAUGGCCAUGUACAGACAUCCCCAGGCUGGAGGCCACUUCCAGGGCAUGAUGGUCCAGCAAAGAGGCCUGGCGCCCGAACACUUCCUUCACCCCAGGCAGCAGAUGAUGUCUCCCAGUGGUCCAAGCGGUAAACAGGGAGUUUGAGCAACUCUGUGGGAGCAGGGUAAAGGACAGAAGCAACAAAAACCUGUACACAAAGCAGUGCCUGCAUAUCAUCCAUCCAUGACGAUAACCCGUGUGCUUGCCUGUGCAUCUCAUGUCAUAAGCCUUUAAAUGUGACUGUGCCGUUGGAACCAUGAUGUUCUCUGCUGUGGAGCGGCUCAAAAUGGAGUCUUGUCUGUUGUCUUGUCUCUCUGUCGGUGUCACGGGGCACCAGUAAGUACUGCUCUCACUGCAUCAGACAGAAGAUAUGCAGUGUGUGCAGACAAGGGAGACAUAUUUAUUUGAGAAUCUCUUUAGGGAGUGAGUUCUUUGCCCCUCGGGGAUGUCUGUCUGCUUUAUGUGGAACCCUCACUGAGACUGCCUUUGCAGAGAUGUGGCUCUGUCUGCCAGUGGACUUCCACUUCAGACUGUGUGUACAGCUGGUUCCUUCCUGCAAGAACAUCUGGAGAUCCUGCUCCUCUGUCUGCAGCCUCACACUGGUUGAACACAGCUACUGGUCAGUGGGUUUGUCUGGAGGAAGGCUCUCCCCCUGACUGUAGCUCUCUAUGGACCUCCAGUCCUUUCGGUCCUAUCAGAACCUCUACAGAAGAGAAAAUGGAGCUGGUGAUGAGAAGAGAGCGCGGGUGUUGUUUUUUUUGUUUGUUUUCCAAACGUUUUUAAACUCAGGUGUAGAAAAGGAGGAACUUUGAGACUGUAGAGAAGCAGUCAUCAGAAUCCUGUCGACACAGGCCUUGCAGUUUCCUUUUUGUUGAAUGUAUGUGUGAAUGAUAGAUAUAUGUAGAUGUGCAGCACAGGAGCCCCGCCACGUGAAGGGACAGAAGACCAUAGAGGAUUGCCUGUAGGAAAAGGAAACCGUCCUGGAAAGGGGAGCUUUCUGUCCGGGCGCACUGUCCAUUUCCACCUCGACUAAAACACAGAUUUUUGCUUUAGUUCUGGUGUAAUUUUAUGCGUCCUUCAAAGCUGCCUUCUCGGCUAUGAGAAUGUCUUUGAUUUCAUAGACCUGCAGAGAGCCUUCUCUGCUAUGCACUAGGGAUAGUCUAUACAUACUGGAAUUUAGUGGCCUUGGAAUCUUUACGUUGGUGCUUGUUACCAUGUAUAUAUGCCAGUUAUAUAUAUAAAGUAUAACUCUUCACUGUAGUUGACCUCUUGUCUCAAACUAGAGAAUUCUGUUGGAUGGUUCUCUACACUUCCAUGUGUCCUGCUGGUUGGUAUACGCACUAAGUGAACAUUAGUUAGAAUCAACAAUUGAUGUAUGCUAAGGUCUUUUUUUAAAAUAUUAAUGUUGUCAUCUUUACAGCCCAUUUCUUUUAACCUAUGCCAUGUAUUGCAUUCCAUACAUUUGGUGAAAAAUGACACCUAAAAUGGUAGUCCCACUGUAGCUCCUUUUGUGGUGUGUUUUAUUAUUCUAUUUGUAAUGGUUAAGAUUGUAUACACAAUCGCACCCAUGCAUGAUUAUUUCUUCACAUCAGUGCUUCAUCCUCCCCAAUUCAAUGAACUAAAUAUGUCCUCAGGGUGUACAGUUUUAUACGGGUAUUUUAAUGAAUUAUUUGAAGGAGAAGAAACAAGAAAAUAUGACUGGAAUUGUGACAAAUUAAUCAACCUCGUUUUAUGUGAAGAAAUGAUAAACCAAUAUUGUUUUGCAAGGUUUUGUGUUAUUUUCGGUCCUCUUGUGACAAUGGUGGUCUUGCUCACUGCCAACCUGUUGGCUUUCUGUUUGGGGAAAAAUAAAAUGUCUAUUCCGAUUAGUACUAAUUGGAAUAAUAGUUGA